AUGCCACCUGGAUUAGGGCAGUUGACUUCUCUUCAAGUAUUACCGUUGUUUAUUGUAAACGAGGAACUUUCUUGCGCUGGUCUUCCGGAACUGAACAAGCUAAAUAACUUGAGAGGAGAACUAAGAAUUAGAAUUAAGGUACGGGUGAAAGAUGCCACCUCUAAAGCCAAGGCUGCGAAUUUGAAGGACAAGCAGCAUCUUAGAAAAUUGGAAUUAAUAUGGGGUAAGCUGGGUAAUGAUGUCGCACGUGUUUGGGAAGAUGAAAAUUUAAUGGAAGGCCUCCGGCCACACCAGAAUUUAAAAAUGUUGACGGUGGUAGGGUACCAGGGUGUGAGAUUUCCGAGUUGGCUUCCUUCGCUAACUGGUCUUGUGAUAUUAGAAAUAUCACAAUCGAUGUGCCAACAUCUAUCGCCAAUGUAUCAACUCCCAAAUCUCCGAAAUCUAUCUCUAGAAUUUAUGGAUGGUCUGGAAUACAUAUCAGACCGGGAAAUCACUGAAGAGAUCUCUGCUUCAUCAACAUUUUUCCCAUCCCUAAAGUCACUCAAAUUGUGGAGCUGCCCUAAUCUAAAGGGAUGGUGGAGGAGGGAUACAGUGGGUGUGGUAACAUCAAGUCAUCAAUACCAGUCGCAUGUCUCAUUGCCUUCUUUUCCUCGGCUUUUACAAUUGGAAAUUUCUUUUUGCAAAAACCUGACUUGCAUGCCAUUGUUUCCAAAUCUUGAAGAACCGCUACGACUAACAGUUUCCAGUUGCAAUCCAUUGCAACAAACAAUGAAUAUGAUAGAUAUCUUUUCAAUUCCCUCUGCUUCGAAAUCCUCCCCUCCUCUCUCCAAAUUAAAGUUUCUAUCUUUGGAUAGGAUUCAGGACAUAGAGUUACUGCCAGAGCAGUGGUUGCAAAACCUGGCUUCUCUUGAGGAGCUAGAGAUAAAGGGAUGCGAUAGACUAAAAUCUCUAUCUCUGUCUCUAUUUAUGAAACAUCUGACCUCCCUCAAGAAGCUGUGUAUUAGCUGGUGCGAGGAGGUUGAUCUGUUCAAUGAUGAAGACACACAAUCUGUUGGUGUCAGCCCUCUGCAACGUCUCACAAUUGAUGGAUGCCACAAUCUCAUAUCACUUCCCGAAGGGAUUGGCAACCUUACUGCGCCUCAAACACUUGAAAUUUCUGGUUUGCCCAAUCUGAUAUCACUUCCUGAAGGGAUUAGAAGUCUCACAUCACUCAAAAGAUUUGAAGUCCGUUCAUGCCCCAAUCUAACAUCGCUUUCAUCAGGAAUGCAUCGGCUCUCCUCUUUACAAACCCUGAUAAUCGCUGCCUGUCCCCACUUGAAAGAAAGAUACCAGAAGGGAAUUGGCGAGAUUGCUCAUGUCCCAAAUUUUCAAUAUUAUGAUUCUUAG
This is a messenger RNA of Quercus lobata, 1386 nucleotides long. RefSeq names its product putative disease resistance protein RGA4. The coding region runs from base 1 to 1386 and encodes 461 amino acids. The record is from RefSeq and is a predicted model, not a curated record. The transcript has a single exon. Lineage: Eukaryota; Viridiplantae; Streptophyta; Magnoliopsida; Fagales; Fagaceae.